CCUAUAUGUAUCUCACAACUCCACAAGUCUAAGUUUGUGCUCUUGAGAUAAGCCACAAUAGAUCAGAAGGGCUUACAAGAAAGCAGCUGAGCUGAAUUGGGUAUCACAGCUUCCAUUAGAAUUGGUUUCCAUUCUAUGGAUCGUAGAAGAGAUUGUAAGAGGUUGUGCAUUCUACUUCUCUAUUUCUCUAUUGCAGCUACCCUCUUCACUCACUGUGAUGCAAGGAGAUCAAAGCAACUGUUCAAGUUUAAAGGUACAACACUUCCAAGAAGUUCAAGUAUCAAAGCCAUAAAGAAGCUAAGAUUAUCAAAUCACUUAAAUGUAGAUCCAUCUUUAGGUUCCACUAAUGCCCAACCAUAUGGUGUGAUUUCACCUUUCACUUUGCUACCUUUUGAGUCCUCAGGCCCAAUUCCAUUGCCUGAAAGUACAACUCCUAAUUGUUUAUAUCCCCCUCCUACAAGCACUACUCCAACUCCUGAAAUCUAUGAGCAACCACCCCCACCUCCCACUUCGGACCUCACACCCAUUUUACCCAACCCAAGCCCACCUCCAGGCCCACCUAUUACUGUGCUUAACCCACCCGAAUGUUACCCGACUCCGAAUCCACCAGAAUCUGGGCUUAGCCCGCCUGAAAUAGUGGUACCAAGCCCACCCGAAUAUUACCCGACUCCAAUUCCACCGGAAUCUGGGCUUAACCCGCCAGGAAUAGUUGUACCGAAUCCACCCGAAUAUGAACCUAGCCCCCCGGGUCUUGUUCCUAGCCCACCUGAGUAUGUCCCAAGCCCCACGGUGUUUCUACCGCCUGUCGUGUACCCUCUGCCGAAUGUGCCACCCCCUUCUUAUACGGCACCGGUGAAACAUCUGUGGUGUGUUGCUAAGCCAACGGUUCCUGACCCGAUCAUUCAAGAAUCCAUGGAUUAUGCUUGUGGGUCUGGAGCUGAUUGUGGUUCAAUUCAAGCUGAUGGAUCUUGUUUCCAACCUGAUACAUUAUAUGCCCAUGCUUCCUAUGCUUUCAACAGUUACUGGCAAAGAACCAAAGCCGCAGGAGGCACUUGCGACUUUGGAGGGACAGCCAUACUGGUCACUAUGGAUCCAAGUUAUGAUGGGUGCCAUUUCAUUUACUCUUGACUAUGAACCUCUGGAAGCUAUUAUUAGGUUACAGCUUCUUUUAAAGAUCAAAUAAGGCAGUGUAAAGGAAAUAUCACUAUUUUUUUGUCUUUUUCAAAUCUUCUAUAGAGACUUUAAACUUGAAUUUUGCAAUCAGAGAUGAUAUAAAAAUUAUUUGUCAGAGAGGGUCUCAUAAGGAUUCAAAUUCCUAGGGUUUUGGCUUAGGGAUUGUGAUUCAAAAUUUUAUUUUUUUCUUUCACUUACCUCUGCCUCUCUUCCAUCAGAUGUAUAAACUGCAUUGCAGUAUCUCAAUGUAGUACAUACUUACAAAGUAAUAAAUUCAGGUAGACUAA
This is a messenger RNA of Macadamia integrifolia, 1460 nucleotides long. Its product is annotated as leucine-rich repeat extensin-like protein 2. NCBI's taxonomy places the organism in Eukaryota, Viridiplantae, Streptophyta, Magnoliopsida, Proteales, Proteaceae. Bases 136 to 1128 code for a protein of 330 amino acids. The transcript has 3 exons. The record is from RefSeq and is a predicted model, not a curated record.